GUGUCUCUAGUAUACAUAAAUAUUAUAACAGCAUUUAUAGUAUCUCUCGCAGGACUACUAAUAUAUCGAUCUCACCUCAUAUCUUCUCUUCUAUGCUUAGAAGGCAUAAUACUAUCCCUAUUCGUGAUAGCCACCCUAACAAUCUUAAACACGCACUUCACUUUAGCAAGUAUAAUACCCAUUAUUCUACUAGUCUUUGCAGCCUGCGAAGCAGCACUAGGRCUAUCACUACUAGUAAUAGUAUCAAAYACAUACGGCACCGAUUAUGUUCAGAACUUAAAUUUACUUCAAUGCUAA
Odocoileus virginianus texanus is the source of this 297-nucleotide messenger RNA. The record is from the annotation of a RefSeq genome assembly. NCBI's taxonomy places the organism in Eukaryota, Metazoa, Chordata, Mammalia, Artiodactyla, Cervidae.